AUGGACGCCUGGUCCAGUCCAUGGGGCGACGACAGUGUACAAUCGAGAGCAUCUACGUCAAAGCAUACUCCGAACGACGAUGUUGGCCCUGAUACGCUGACCAAGCCAGCCAUAGCAUCUUUCUCGUCUCUCACCUCCUAUGAUGCAUCGGAUCCAUGGUCGACGGAUGUAGCAACAACUCCGUAUGAAUCUGGUCCUUUGCCAGAUGCUGACACUGCGCUAGCCGUUCGGCAAGACUCAGCGAUCGAUGCAGAAGGAACAAGCUUCCACAGCAGCGCAUUCACAUCUGCAGCUUGGGUCGAUGCCUCUAGCGACUCGCAAAUUCCAGGGCCAAACAGUCCGAUAGCGCGCAAUUCAACUGUCCCUCAGCUACCUGCUACUGAUUCGGAUUCACGAACACCUCCUGGUCGCAAACAAUCCCUCUCAUCCUACGAUCCAUGGGCAGUCGAGUCCUCUUCUGCAGAUUGGGGGGCAGUCCGAUUUGGCUCUUCUUCUGCGCUACCGACACCGGACCUAGAAUCGCGAUCUACGGCUUGGGGAGGAGCUGACCUUGGUUCGCAUCUGCCGCAAGAUCUUGAACACCACCUCUCCUCCACACAUCUCGAUAGCACCACUUCUGAGUUGGAUGCUGACCGUACACAGGGCACUGCACCCGUUGCCGCCGAGAGUCAAGAGCAGGAUGGCACAGGCCCAAAUCUGGAUGUUUGGGCAGCCGAAGCCUCUUCCAGAGAGGAGAAGGCACGUAAAUUAGACCGAGAAGAGAUCGACAAACUCAAGGUGGAUGCUCGUAAGCUCAUCAGUAGCGUCAACUCGGACAAAGAGACACAAGCUGCCUUUGCUCAGCCCAGCAGCAGCGAAGGCGCUUGGACCGACCUCUUCGGUAGUCAAGGUUCGCAGCGCGACAAGCUGCAUCACCUUCAUUCGCCUCCCCCUUCACUCAUGGCUUCCAACGGCGCUCUGCGUUCAGACAUUCUCCAAGCCAGCUCUGCGACUGUGAACCGCGUUCGCAGCUCCAUCGCCAGCACGGAAAACCGUGGGGUCAAACUCACCUCCUUGGAUAACAACCCCAGCUGGCAGAGAGGUUCCAGACCUGUGACGAAAGCAGACUGGCUGCCAGAUCAGUCGGCAGCUGACGCAGACGGCCUUUCUUUUGCAAGUUUCAGUGCGGUCACCGGCGCAACUACCUCCGACACCACGUCAGGUCCCGGGUGGAUGCAGACUUCGAGCAACGAGGCACGAUCUGCUUCUGGACCCAGCUUCCUCGCUUCUUUCUUCAAGGGUCGUCAGGCAAGCGCAGCUAAUGCCGCUGCUGCAGCAUCUGACAGAGCUUCGAGUCCAGCCGUAUCUCAGGGACAGGAGCCAAGAAACUCGUCCUCGUCUUUCGAAGCCUCACCAAGGCUCUCUGGAAGCGCGCAAUUCGAACCGUAUCAGGAUACUGCGGGGAGCAAAUACACGGACGAUCCCACUGGACCCGACCUUAUGUCGAUCGAUACCGCCGCUGCCUCUGCACCGGUGGCGCCAGUCCAGGCUGCACCACCGACCGCACCUGCACAAGGUCCUGGCCUAUUAAGCAGAUGGAGGAACAGCGGUCUGUUCAAGCCAUCGGCGAAGAAGCAGAAUCCAAGCUGGGCAUCCGCGUCUCUACGAGGCGACGAUCUGGACUGGCUUGAGGAACAGGAGAGUUCCGAAUCCAAGACGAGUCGCUAUCACUAUGAUGAUGAUGCAGACGCCGACGACUCCUUUGCCAGCUUUCAGACCAACAGUGCCCCGCGACCGCCAUCACCCCCCGCCAGAACAGAGGCUGCACCAGCGACAAAUUCAAUGGAUCCGUUCGACAGUCUCUUUGGCCCGGCGGUUCAGACCAGUUUGCAAUCGGCUGCGAGUCCAGCAACCACAUCGUCGGCACGUUCAAGCCUGUCUGCCAGCCGCAUGAGCGGUGAAGGCGGCAUGAUGACCAUCCCCACCAAUUUGGCAAGAGCAAACAGCCUUGCGAGGAAGAGCGCUGCCUCGCCGCUACAACCUCCGCCGCAGGCACAGAACAAAAGGAUGUCCAUCCCACCACCACCGCGUAAUAAUGCUGCCUCGCCCAGACUGGCCAGUCCAGGUCCUGGAUUAGCACAGAAGCCAGCACAGUCCAACGUUGAUCCCUUCGCCGACUUUUUGGCCGAUGCAACGUCGAAGCCUGCUUCCGGCGCGAGCAGAGUCGGAUUUCCAGCGGCCGCAUCGAAAGUCAAAGCCCCGCCAGCAGCAAACAGCAAGGGAGGUGGCUUGACCGCCGACGACCUGCUCUUUUUUGACAAUCUCUGA
Molecule: messenger RNA, 2307 nt
Organism: Sporisorium graminicola
Lineage: Eukaryota; Fungi; Basidiomycota; Ustilaginomycetes; Ustilaginales; Ustilaginaceae
Exons: 1
Coding region: 1-2307 (768 amino acids)
Source: RefSeq, a predicted model, not a curated record